Molecule: messenger RNA, 2092 nt
Organism: Phanerochaete carnosa HHB-10118-sp
Lineage: Eukaryota; Fungi; Basidiomycota; Agaricomycetes; Polyporales; Phanerochaetaceae
Exons: 15
Coding region: 68-1837 (589 amino acids)
Biological process (GO): error-prone translesion synthesis
Cellular component (GO): nucleus
Molecular function (GO): DNA-directed DNA polymerase activity; damaged DNA binding
Source: RefSeq, a predicted model, not a curated record
CUUGUCCCGAGCGCACAACUAGCUGCGCACAUACAUUCUCUUCCGAAGGAUAUUGUCAUAUGCGUGAAUGAGAGUGCUAGGGAACAAAGAUGACGACGACGCUGCACCAGCAGCUUCACAAGAUACCGCCAGCUUUCUCAGACGGCUCGCGGGACCGUCCAUUAUGAAGGCGGGACUGGCCAAGGAUCAGACAGAAAUUAACAGGAUCAUAGCAGAGGCUUCAAAGGGAUCCAAGUUCUACGAGAACGAAAAACGGAAAGACAAAGAGUUGACAGAGCGAAUAGCAAGGAUCAUAAAGGCGCGGGACGAUGUUCUUCGCGAGGCUGACAUUGGUACGUCUCUAGCGAAGAUGGAGGUCCAGCGCGACCUGAGCCAGAUCAUUGUACACGUUGACAUGGACGCCUUCUAUGCCUCUGUCGAACUGCUCGAUGACCCUUCGUUGGGGGAUAAACCAUUUGCGGUUGGUCAUGGCGUUAUUUCUACGGCGUCUUAUGCAGCACGGAAGCACGGCGUACGCUCAGGAAUGGCCGAGUUCGUCGCCAGGAAACUCUGUCCUCAACUCGUCGUGGUGCCCUGUCACUUUUCGCGCUACAUGGAGCUCUCGAGGCAAGUUAUGGACAUCUUCCGGCGGUACGACCCCACGAUGUGCGCUGCCGGCUGUGAUGAGGGCUAUCUCAAUAUUACACCGUAUUGCGAAGAAUAUAUGCUGAGCGCGGACGACUGUGUCCGCGGGAUGCGUGAGACAGUGUUUCGAGAGACAAAGCUGACUGUUAGUGCAGGUAUCGCGCCAAAUAAAGUGCUCGCCAAGAUUUGCUCAGAUAGGAACAAACCCAACGGCCAGUUCGCGCUUGAUUUCACACCCGCAGCAGUCAAAGCGUUCAUGCACGACCUUUCCAUACGCAAGAUUCCCGGUGUAGGCCGGGUGAAUGAACGACUUCUCGACAGCGUUGGGAUUCAAACUUGCGGGGAUAUUUACACCCACCGCGCGACGCUCGCGCUCAUGGAUAAAUAUUUUGGACUGCACUUCCUUCUGCAGACAUACCUUGGCAUUGCGUCCAAUGUCGUCCAGCCGGGGCAGCGCGAGGAGCGAAAGAGCAUCGGCGCCGAGCGGACGUUCCACACAAUAUCUUCAAAGGAGGACAUCCUAAGGAAGCUUGAGGAGGUCGCUGCAGAGCUUAACGAAGAUCUGGAACGCACGGGCUGGACGGGUAAGACAGUGACGCUCAAGUACAAGCUCGAUACCUACCAGGUGUUCACCCGUGCUAAGUCCUUCGAUCGCUGGAUCUCAACGAAAAAAGAGGAUCUCUUUGCUACGGGCAAAGAGCUGCUCUUGCCGGAGCUGCCCCUCCGCCUGCGCCUCAUUGGGCUCCGGGUCAUGAAACUCAAGGACCUGCGCGUCGACGCGGAUAAGCCAGGAAGCAUCAGGCGGUUUUUCGAAAACGCAGGGAGUUCCCCGCGCAAGAAACGCAGGCUCUCAGUCGCGGGACAGAAGGAGCCGAACGACCCAGACGAGCUGCAGCUCACGCAGGACGGAUACGAAGAUGCUAUGCCUGGGUUUUACGAGCACGAGGACCUCGAGCGCGAUGGCUUUGACGAGGCCGAUCACGACGCUAAUUUGCCGACAUCCAAGCCCACGUCAGCAGCAACAGAACACACCUGCCCCGUCUGUGCACGCACCUGGGCAACGGACAACGCGGGCCUGAACGCGCAUGUUGAUUACUGUCUCAGCCGCGGCGCGAUACGCGAGGCACAGCAGACAGCGAGUGGUGCGCCGGGUGUGCUGAAACCGCUGACGCUGGGCGCUAAGGUAGGGAAGAGGAAGAGUCAGUACCAGUAGGAAUAGAGCGUGUAUCUAGGCUCGGACGUAUACCAAUCUGUAUCGAUAGAACGCGCAUAAUAAUGUAUCUCACAGACAGAAUUUAUGCAUUAUGCAGCCUCUGACGAGUUUUGACACAAGAGCCAAACCAUACCUGCAUCGGCUGCCAUCAAAUUUCGCUUGACAAAUAAUCGCACGAUAAUGAAGGGUAUAACGAAGGGUACUAAAACGAGGGUGCUAAUGAAGGGUGCUACAGCGAAGGGACUACAACUUUCA